AUGAGCAGUGCAACUGUAUCAGCGUCGGCGAAAACGACCACUAUUCCUAUAGACGGCAUGACUUGCCAUUCAUGUGUGAAUGCCAUCACUAAAGCCUUAUCACCACUAGUGGAUACAGUCCAUGUUGACUUGGAGAACAACAAUGCAACCAUCACUUACAAUACAGUAGCUCUGUCUCUCAGCCAUAUCAUUGAGGCGAUUGAAGAUUGCGGAUUUGAUGUGCCUUUACCAACAAAAACGCUUAUGUUAUCAGUACAAGGAAUGACUUGUCAAUCGUGUGUUAAAUCCAUCACAAAGGCGUGCUCUGCAUUGGACGGCAUUGUAUCAAUUAACGUCGAUUUACAAGCUGCCAUGGCAACAGUAACAUACCAACCCAAUCUGAUAGCACCGCAGACUGUGGUCAACACGAUUGAGGAAUGUGGAUUUGAUGUGGCUGAUACUUCCGAUGGUGGUAUGGACAACAAUAGCGAUGUACUUUUAACUCCACCUAUCAUGCAUACCAAAGUGGAUAUGAACGAGGCUGAUAAACCUCCUACCUCAGUUACUGCGCAGCUAAGGAUUGGUGGAAUGACUUGUGCUUCAUGUGUCAACAGUAUUGAGCGGGGAUUGUCGAGUGAGCAGGGCAUCAUUGCAGUACAAGUAUCAUUAUUGGCAGAAUCAGCGACCAUCACAUAUUCACCAUCCAUGAUCAGCACAGACGACAUUAUCCAGCAUGUAGAGGACAUGGGAUUUGAAGCCAGUUUAACAGCAGACGAUAUUUCAUCCAGCAAUGAUGCAUCAUCCAAAUUGCAACUGCAAAUCUACGGCAUGACAUGCGCCAGUUGUGUCAACGCCAUUGAACGAGAGAUCAAUAAACUGGACGGCGUGGAAUCCAUAGCUGUGAAUCUGAUCACAGAGAGUGGCAACAUUACAUACAACCAAGCCGUCAUUGGGCCUCGUCAAAUUGUGGAAGCCAUUGAAGAUCUCGGAUUCAAUGCACUUGUCUCUGAAAAGGCGAGAAAUGUGCAGCUGGAGAGUCUAUCCAAGGUCCGCGAAAUCAGACAGUGGCGAAAAGCAUUCUUUCAGAGCCUUGUGUUUGCAUUUCCUGUGUUUGUGAUUGCCAUGGUGUUGCCCGAGUUUGCCUGGGGUCGUGCUGUUCUCGAUACGCCUUCUCAUCUUGUUCCAGGCCUGUUCCUGUUUGAUCUGGUGCAAUGGGGUCUAUCCACACCUGUUCAGUUCAUCAUUGGAAAGCGGUUCCUGGUCUCUGCCUAUCAAUCCAUGAAACACCGUGCGCCUACCAUGGAUGUGCUUGUCGCCAUAUCCACUCUGUCCGCCUACUUUUUUUCCGUGCUGUCUAUGCUCAGAAGCGUCUUGAUGGCAUCCGAGACACGACCUUCUGUCUUUUUUGAGACCUCAGCUACUCUGAUUACAUUCAUCACGGCUGGUCGCUACCUGGAGAACAUAGCCAAAGGACAAUCUUCCUCAGCGCUGUCCAAACUCAUGUCGUUGGCGCCGUCUACAGCCAUGAUUGUGCAAUUUGCAGACACACCAGACGAAAAGAGUGUAGUUGAAUCCGAAAAGCAGAUCCCAUCUGAAUUGGUGCAGAUCAGUGAUUAUCUCAAGAUUGUGCCUGGCGAUAAGAUACCCACUGACGGUGUGUUGUUCUCGGGAGAAUCUUCCGUUGAUGAGAGCAUGAUUACUGGCGAGGUGGAUCCUGUCAACAAACGUAUCGGCGAUACCGUGAUUGGUGGCACUGUCAAUGGAUUGGGCACAUUCAUCAUGCGUGCAACGCGGGUGGGGUCUGACACGGCCCUUAGUCAGAUUGUUAGAUUGGUAGAAGAUGCGCAAGUCAACAAGGCUCCCAUUCAAGGCUUUACUGAUAGAGUUGCUGGCGUGUUUGUGCCUGUGGUGCUAUGUUUGGGUGUCUCUACUUUAGUGGUCUGGUCCAUCCUCGUGGGCUGCUUUGGCGUUGAACGUAUGCCAUCCCUGUUGCAGCAUGAAAUCAACAAGGAAGGCAACGGGGAUUGGUUCUUUGUCUGCCUCAAGCUGUGCAUCAGUGUCGUGAUUGUCGCUUGUCCCUGUGCCUUGGGUUUAGCAACACCCACGGCUAUUAUGGUGGGCACUGGUUUAGCUGCUGAACAUGGCGUCAUAUUCAAGGGUGGUGCAGUGCUGGAGAACGGACAAAAGGUGAACAAGGUCGUGUUUGACAAGACGGGUACAUUAACCACAGGCAAAGUGCAAGUUGUCCAUUAUCAAAGUUGGGAUGGCCGUGAAUCCACAAGGACCAACAUGCUUAUCAUGACCGCCAUUGCUGAAGCACGUAGUGAGCAUCUACUCGGUCGUGCCGUAGUGAAGAAGGCCAAAGAGAUCACCUCCACACCCAAGGACUCGUCACUAGACCAUCUGGGAAGCGUGUCAAAUUUCAAGAGCGAAACUGGCUAUGGUAUUGAGUGCGACUUGGAUUAUGGACAAGAGAAGCAACAUCAUAUUGUGGUUGGUAACCAAAAGUGGCUGGAAGACUAUCAUGGUAUUGCCUUGCUGGAAGAGCAGAUGGACAUUAUGGAAAAGGAGUUCUCGCAAGGACAUACGAGCAUAUUGAUUGCUGUGGAUGGCGUGCCUGUGGGUUUUAUCUCUAUCUCAGAUAUCGUCAAGCCUGAAGCCAAACUUGUCAUUUCCACACUGAGAAAGAUGGGCGUGGACACUGCUAUGGUGACAGGGGAUAAUGCGCUGACCGCUGAAUGCAUUGCCAAACACUUGGGUAUUAUUGAAGUGCAUGCAGGUGUCUCUCCCAGUGGCAAGACUCAGAUUGUCAAGGACAUGCAAGCACAAUUACGACCUGCUUCAAGCAUCUUACCUUGGCGCCAUCGUAUGCAACCUACAGUCGUAGCUAUGGUUGGUGAUGGUAUCAAUGACUCCCCUGCUCUAGUGGCCUCCAAUUUGGGCAUCGCUUUGUGUAGUGGCACUGACAUUGCCAUGGAAGCAGCUGAUGUGGUGUUGAUGCGUAACGACUUGACAGAUGUGGUUAUUGCUUUGGCUCUUUCAAGAAGCAUCUUUAGACGUAUCAAGCUGAAUCUUUUGUGGGCGUGUGUAUACAACGUCAUUGGUAUCCCCUUGGCCAUGGGCAUCUUUAUGCCUCUUGGAUUGCACCUGCAUCCCAUGAUGGCAGGCAUGGCGAUGGCAGCAAGUUCAACUAGUGUAGUCGUCAGCAGUUUGAUGCUUCGUUGGUUCUGGCAUAAACCUCAGUUAUCAGACAAGGGUGAGGAUCAAGACCUGUCUUUUGGUAAACUGGGACUCAUGUCCAAGACGACUUCUUGGUUGACGAGAUUAAGAGAGAGUAGAAGAGGCGCCUAUCAACCACUGACAACGGAAUACGAUAUGGAAAGCCUAUAA
This is a messenger RNA of Mucor velutinosus, 3369 nucleotides long. RefSeq names its product dolichyl-diphosphooligosaccharide--protein glycosyltransferase subunit 1. The coding region runs from base 1 to 3369 and encodes 1122 amino acids. The record is from RefSeq and is a predicted model, not a curated record. Gene Ontology annotation, molecular function: ATP binding; ATP hydrolysis activity; copper ion binding. Gene Ontology annotation, cellular component: membrane. Lineage: Eukaryota; Fungi; Mucoromycota; Mucoromycetes; Mucorales; Mucoraceae. Gene Ontology annotation, biological process: copper ion homeostasis; monoatomic cation transport. The transcript has a single exon.